Magallana angulata is the source of this 4581-nucleotide messenger RNA. RefSeq names its product glycogen phosphorylase, muscle form-like. The record is from RefSeq and is a predicted model, not a curated record. Gene Ontology annotation, biological process: glycogen catabolic process. Gene Ontology annotation, cellular component: cytoplasm. The coding region runs from base 93 to 2702 and encodes 869 amino acids. Gene Ontology annotation, molecular function: glycogen phosphorylase activity; pyridoxal phosphate binding. Lineage: Eukaryota; Metazoa; Mollusca; Bivalvia; Ostreida; Ostreidae. The transcript is spliced from 16 exons.
UUUACAACAACCUUGAGUGCAAUCGGUAGGCCAAGGACGAAGGGACGAGAAGGAAGCAGACAGCCAAAGAAGUAGAUUUCGUGCAUCGGACCAUGGCCACUUAUAAACCACAAACUGACCACGAGAAGCGAAAGCAAAUCAGUAUUCGUGGUAUUGCUCCCGUGGAAAAUGUUGUCGAAUUCAAAAAGGCUUUUAAUCGCCAUUUGCAUUACACGAUUGUGAAAGAUAGAAAUGUGGCGACACCGCGAGACUACUACCUCUCUCUUGCCCACACCGUGCGAGAUUAUUUGGUGGGGCGUUGGAUCCGUACCCAGCAGCAUUACUAUGAGAAGGACCCAAAGAGAGUGUACUAUCUGUCCCUGGAGUUUUACAUGGGCAGGACCCUGUCCAACACCAUGGUGAACCUGGGCAUUCAGAGCGCCUGCGAUGAGGCCCUCUAUCAGAUUGGCCUUGACAUUGAGGAGUUGGAGGAGAUCGAGGAGGAUGCUGGUCUGGGUAAUGGAGGACUGGGUCGGCUGGCAGCCUGCUUCCUGGACUCCAUGGCAACGCUCGGACUAGCGGCAUAUGGAUAUGGUAUCAGAUACGACUAUGGAAUCUUUGCCCAGAAAAUUGAAGAUGGUUGGCAGGUUGAGGAACCUGAUGAGUGGUUGAGAUAUGGAAAUCCAUGGGAGAAGUCGAGACCAGAGUACGUACUACCGGUCAACUUCUAUGGACGGACAGAGGACACUGGCUCAGGGGUCAAGUGGGUGGACACUCAGGUUGUGUUUGCGAUGCCCUUUGACAGUCCUAUACCGGGGUACGGCAACAACACGGUCAACACCAUGCGUCUGUGGUCAGCUAAAGCUCCCAACAGCUUCAAUCUACACUUCUUCAACAAUGGCGAGUAUAUCAAUGCUGUCUGUGACAGAAACCAGGCGGAAAACAUCUCCAGAGUUCUCUACCCCAAUGAUAACUUCUUUUCUGGCAAAGAGCUCCGCCUGAAGCAGGAGUACUUCCUGGUAGCAGCCACUCUCCAGGACAUCCUCAGAAGAUUCAAGUCGUCCAAGUUUGGUAGUCGGGAUCCGGUCCGCAGGUCCUUCGAGUCGUUUCCAGACAAGGACAAUGAGUCAAACGAUACUCUGUAUGGAUUUGCAGAGAAGGUGGCCAUUCAGCUGAAUGAUACCCACCCGUCCAUGGCUAUCCCCGAGUUACUGAGGAUCUUUGUGGACGUUGAGGGACUCCCAUGGGACAAGGCCUGGGGAAUCACGGUGAAGACAUUUGCCUACACAAACCACACGGUCCUCCCUGAGGCCUUGGAGAGGUGGCCGGUGUCCAUGCUCGAGAAGAUCCUUCCCCGCCACCUGCAGAUUAUCUACCUGAUCAACCACAACUUCCUCCAGGAAGUAGCAAAAAAAUAUCCAGGUGAUGCAGGCAGAAUGCGACGAAUGUCCAUUGUAGAGGAGGAUGGAGAGAAGAGGAUCAAUAUGGCGUAUCUCAGCAUCGUCGGCUCGCACGCUGUCAAUGGAGUGGCAGCCUUACACUCAGAAAUCAUCAAGAGCGAAACGUUCCGUGAGUUUUACGAGAUGUAUCCAGAGCGCUUCCAAAACAAAACAAACGGGAUCACGCCACGUCGUUGGUUGUUACUGUGCAAUCCUGGACUGUCAGACAUUAUCGCAGAGAAAAUCGGGGAGGAAUGGGUCACAGACUUGUACCAACUACAGAAUCUCAAAAAGUUUGCUGAUGAUGAGAACUUCCUGAGGAACAUCAUCAAAGUCAAACAGGAAAACAAAAUGAAGUUGGCCGAGUACAUCCAGGAGAACUACAACAUCAAGGUCAACACGUCCUCCAUCUUUGACAUCCAUGUCAAGCGGAUCCACGAGUACAAGAGACAGCUGCUCAACUGCUUCCACAUCAUCACGCUCUACAACCGCCUCAAGCGUGACCCAAACCAGGCCUUUGUUCCCAGGACUAUCAUGGUCGGAGGAAAGGCAGCUCCUGGCUAUCACAUGGCCAAACUGAUCAUCAAGCUGAUCAACAGUGUAGCCAAGGUCAUCAACAACGAUCCAAUCAUCGGGGACCGUCUCAAGGUGGUGUAUCUGGAGAACUACCGUGUCUCGCUGGCUGAGAAGAUCAUUCCGGCAGCUGACCUCAGCGAACAGAUCUCGACAGCAGGAACCGAGGCUUCUGGGACAGGAAACAUGAAGUUCAUGUUGAACGGGGCACUGACUAUCGGAACUCUGGACGGUGCUAAUGUAGAGAUGAGAGAGGAGAUGGGGGAUGAAAAUAUCUUUAUCUUUGGAAUGAAGGUUAAUGAAGUAGAGGAACUAAAGCGCAGUGGCUACAACCCCCGCCAUUAUUACGAGACAAACCCUGACCUGCGGUUGGUACUUGAUCAGCUGUACACGGGGUUCUUUUCGCCGGACAAGCCGGGGUUGUUCCGGGACCUGUACAACUCGGUCAUGGGGCCGGACAGGUUCUGCCUUCUAAAAGAUUAUGAAGAUUACAUCAAGUGCCAAGACAGCGUCAGUGAAGUAUUCAAGGAUCCUCUGCAAUGGGCCAAGAUGUGUGUCCUCAACAUUGCAUCGUCGGGUAAAUUUUCCAGCGACAGAACAAUUUCUGAAUAUGCAAGGGACAUCUGGGGAGUGGAACCCAAUGAUAUUAAGCUGCCGCCCCCACACGAGGGCCUAGACUCAAUGGAUAGCAAACCACCACAGAAGAAAUGAGAUCUCAGCUGAUAGCCACUAGAAACAAUAUAACUUUUAAACUUCUGUUGUUGCUUUGUUGUGGAAUUUAUUAACAUAGGUCUUAUAUUAAAGUUUAGCAAUAUUACAUGUAACUGGAUGAGGAAAAUUGCAGUAGAGAUUGACAUACUGGUGUUUUAGUUGAAGUGAAAUUGUUGUCAGGCCAUUGGACAAACUCAGCUCUGUGGUAGCAUCACAUUGUAAGCAUCAGCUUGUAAUUAAAAUUUCGCUGGUCUGUAGAGCAUUUGACUUGUCCUGGUCUAAGCAUUUUUAGUGCUUUUAUUGAUGUGUCGUUAUGUGUGUAAAUCAAACUAUGGUAUUAAACAGUUUCAUUCAAAAUCUAUAUAAAAUUUAAGAAAAUUUGUGUGAUAUUAUUGAAUUUCCAUCUUUGCAUGAUCAUAGGUUUUGAAGAUUAUAAAUUUCAGUUUAUCUUUAAAUUGAAAUCUAUUAGGCUAGUGUAUUUUUCACACUACCCCAUAAAAUGCACAUCAAUGGUAUUUUAUGCAUUAAAUCCAUAGCGUACAGUUUAGUGAAACAAUUGCUCCUUUAAUGAUUUUUCUCCAAGAAUUAAACAUUUCAUUAUAAAGAUAUGACUUUAAAGUCAUUAAGCUUGUAAAUAAUUGAGCAUGAUAUAAAUCAAAAACAUGUAUUCCAAGGUUAAAUACCUCAAAAUAAACACUAAAAAUUAGAUUUAAAAAAAAAAACGCACUUGUGUAGCUUAAUUUGUUUAAAACAUAUUAUAAAUAUCUAUUUUUGUGUUAUUUGAUAAAUACUUUUGUUUAUGACACUGUAUGUUAUCCAAAGCUUUAAUGUUUUCUUUAUUGAUUCGGCAAGCAGCAAAUACAAAAAAAUAUCUAAGAAAAUGGCCAGUCCCCUGAAACACAAGCUUCGUAGAUAUUUAUGGGAAUAGGAAAUAUAGUUUUUGUUGUAUUUAGUAACUAUUGUCAAAUAUUUGAUAUCUGCUUAUUUUUAUGUUCAUGAAAAAGUGUUUGUGGUGCUAAGCAUUCCUUUUCUUCGCAAAUCCAUGCUUUACUUCUUUUUUUCAGCAGUUCAGAUAGAAUUGUUUACAGUGUGUUUCUUUACACAUUGGCAUUGUUAAAGGGUAGGCACAGUGAUCAGGUCAUUUUUUUUUUAUAAAAGGUUUGAAUCUAAUACAGAGAACUGCAGUAAAUACCUAUUCUGUCCACAUUGUAUUCAUUCUCCUUGCAUGACUGUAAUAUUAUGUUUCUGGUAUUUUUCUUUUUCUUGAAUCUGUAUAUAUUAUUGGUUUUCCUUAAAAUGCUUUUUUUCUAGAUGGAAGUUUAUCAACCAUGUAUGACUGAUGCAUUUGUUUUAUCUUCCUUAAAUUCAAGUCUUAUAUUUAUAGCCUAUAUUUACAUAAACCUUUUGAUACCUCUCAGAAUUUAAGUCAGUGGAUUGAGUUUUAAGUCAAUAUCCACCUGUAAGUCCAGUCUUAAGUCAGUUUUAAGUUAUUAUCUACCUGUAGAUGCACCUUAAGUCAAUAUUUACCUGUAGAUCAAGUCUUUAAUCAACUUCACCUGUGUACAAGUUUUAGUCAAUGUCUACCUAUAGACAAUGCCUCUUAUUUUGUAAAGGUGUAAAGGCGAUUUAUCUGCAUGUACACAAAUACUGUAUGGCAUUAUAAAGUUUACUUUUUUAAUAAUCAAUGUAUGCAUCAUAAGUACUCUGUGUAUUUAUGAUAAAACAAAUCAACUUUAUAAACAACUUUCUUUGCUUUUAACUUUUUAUAUAUUUUGUUAUUUUUUUGUGUCUCUUUUUUAAAAGGAUUGUUGUACAAUUAGUCAUUUUGUCAUUCACAAUGAAAUAUUAUACAAUAUUUGAAAAAGCAUAAUAUAAGCAU